Molecule: messenger RNA, 2292 nt
Organism: Saxophila tyrrhenica
Lineage: Eukaryota; Fungi; Ascomycota; Dothideomycetes; Mycosphaerellales; Extremaceae
Exons: 6
Coding region: 1-2292 (763 amino acids)
Molecular function (GO): ATP-dependent protein folding chaperone; ATP binding
Source: RefSeq, a predicted model, not a curated record
AUGUCGUCGAGACGCUUCAGGGAACGGUUCUUAGGUUCUACUCGCAAAUCGAGCAACAUCUCCAACGGGCCCAACCACUCCUCCACCUCCGUCGCCUCGCCCGCACCCGCUCCCUCCGCCGCCUCUCCCCAGCCGACGCACCCUCCCUCGCUCACCAACGGCAACUCCGCUCCCUCUGAGCGCAGCUCAUCUCAGACCUCGUCUAUCCCCACCCUACAGCACACGACGAGCAACACCCCGCCCGCCAACUCCACAAACCAGACCGCACCCGCCGCGUCAGCACCAACUCUUGCCAUGAGCGGCCAGCAGCCUCUUGGGCGACCUCCGUCAUACCAGUACGCGAAUACCGCUUUGGGCGCCCCCAACCCUAACGCUCAGGGCAGGCCGACCUCUCCCAUGCCUCCUCCCAUCAACACCGGCGGUGGCUACGGAGGCCACCCCGCAAACACGAAUCCGAUGUACGGCGCGAAUCCACCCAUGUAUGGCGGCCAAGCACCUCAGCACCAAGGCUAUGGCUAUCCCGCCCCGCCCGGCCAGCAAUAUGGCCAGAGAAGUCUGGCAGAAGUAGAAGGCAACCAGCGAAACAGGGCGCAGCUUAUCGUGGGCAUCGACUUUGGUACAACAUUCUCAGGUGUGGCAUUCGCGUUCGCGACCAACACCGAGGCGAAAGAAGACAUCAUUGUCGAAUGGCCAGGCGCAGGUACUCAGACCAAACAGAAGAUCCCGACUGUUCUGUACUACGACCAACACCAGCAAGUCGUUGGAUGGGGUCCAGACAUCGCAGAAGCACUGGCGCCCACCGGCUACCCAAAGCCCGGCGUACAAAAGGUGGAAUGGUUCAAGCUGCAGCUGAUGAUGAGCGGCAACACAUACAUUGACCCGAUCAACCUUCCUCCGCUCCCACCGGGCAAGUCGGAAGUCGACGUUGCCGCAGACUAUCUCUUCAAGCUUCGGCAAGCAAUGCGCAACCAGCUACAGAAGUCGCUGGGCGAGGUGUUCAACCGUGAAGAGCGCAACAUCCGAUACUUCCUCACAGUGCCUGCCAUCUGGAACGAUGCUGGCAAGGCUGCGACAAGAGCAGCCGCCAUCCAGGCUGGCUUCCUCCGCGACGAGAACGACAACCGCCUGACCCUUAUCACCGAGCCCGAAGCAGCCGCCAUGUUCUGUGCCAAGACCGGCCUCCUCAACCUCAAAGUACACGAUGCGAUAUUGAUCGUGGAUUGCGGCGGUGGUACAGUGGAUUUGAUCGCAUACGAGGUCGAAGAAGAACAACCUUUCACCGUCGCCGAGUGCACAGCAGGCUCCGGAGAUUCUUGUGGUUCGACAGCGCUCAACCGCAAUUUCUCCAACAUCCUGCGUGCAAAGAUUCGUAAGAUGAAGCUUCCUGAUGGCUCGAAGACGGCUGGCAAGGUUUACGCCAAGUGUAUCAUGGAUUUCGAGAACAGGAUCAAGGCAGACUUCCGCAACAAUGGCCAGAAAUGGGCUGUGGAUGUGGGUAUCGAGGCGGAGUUCCCGGAGGCUGGUAUUGAAGAGGGCUACAUGACCUUUACGAACGAGGAGAUUCUGCAGUGCUUCGAGCCGGUCGUGAACCGAAUAUUGGAGCUGGUUAGGAACCAGAUCAUUGCCAUUCAGGCUCAGAACAGGCUGCUGCAGAACGUCCUUGUGGUCGGUGGAUUCGGCGCAUCAGAAUACCUCUUCCAGCAGAUCAAGCUGCACGUCCCGCCGCAGUUCCAGAACAAGGUGGUCCGACCCAUGGACUCCGUCGCCGCCAUAGUCAAGGGAGCUGUCACCGCCGGUAUUACCGAGCGGGUUGUUACCUCGCGUGUGGCCCGUCGGCACUACCUCAUGGCCACCCUGCAGCCAUUCAAGGAGGGUCACCACCCGGAGCAAUACCGCGUACCUUCGCUGGACGGCAAGGACCGAUGCAAGUACACGAGACAGAUCUUCGUGCAGAAAGGACAGCGAGUGAAGAUUGGCGAGCCGGUCAAGGUUUCGUUCUUCCGGCAGGUGGCGCCAGGCGCGACGCUGAUGUACGAGGAUGUGCUGUAUGCUUGUGACGAGGACGUCUGCCCGGAGUAUACAAAGGAUCCUCGUAUAAAGGAGAUCGUCACCCUCACCUCGGAUCUCAGCCGCAAGAACCUCGAGAAGGACUUUGAGCGCAUGGACACCCCGCAGGGCACCUUCUACCGCGUGUACUUCGACAUCUACCUGACGCUGGACGGUUCCGAGUUCAACGCCGAGCUGGUGUGCCAGGGAGAGGUCAUGGGAAGAUGCUCUGCCAGAUUCAGAUAA